Molecule: messenger RNA, 525 nt
Organism: Acomys russatus (golden spiny mouse)
Lineage: Eukaryota; Metazoa; Chordata; Mammalia; Rodentia; Muridae
Exons: 1
Coding region: 1-525 (174 amino acids)
Source: RefSeq, a predicted model, not a curated record
AUGGAAGGACAAAAAUGUUACCAUUGGGUACCGGAGAAAGCGAGGAAACAGAUGGAAAGGCAAGUGCAUCACACAAGCCAGGCCAGACAGUUUCGGAACAGGAUAUGUAGACUUUUCCCCACUGAAAGGCUACCGAGAAUUGCGGAAGAUGGGCAGACAACACAGAGAAGGCAGCAGGUAAAAAAGAGGGAGCAAGAGCAAAUCAGAGACCACCAGCAACGAAUGCUUCGAGGGAGGGAAAUGAUAGAGCAAAGACUCAAGGACCGGCUCUGGAGAAACAACCCGGACCAGCUCCCUUCGCUUGAGAAGCUCGAGAAAAUGAAGAAAGAGAUGAAGGACUUUGAAAGCGUUAACGCACACCCGCUUUUAGAGCUACGCACUAAAAGUCUAAUUAAACUAGAAAGACUUUUGGAAAUGUCUCAGGCAAGAGAGGACAUACAAACAACUAUAAAGCCUCAUCAAAAGAAAUUCCUGGACUUGCCAACCUUUUUGAGAAGUCAUGCACGAAAAAUCAAAGAUCAAUAA